AUGAAUAAAUUAAAUACUAUAAUAAUAGCUUUACUUAUUUCAACUGCUUUUGUUAGAGCUGGUUCACCAGUUUCUUGUGGUAGUGGAAUAAACUGUAAUUUAUGUGGAGAUACUGAUGAAAUUAGAAGAAAUUUUGCUGCUGUUAGUCAGACAGAGUGCAGUUAUUCAAAGUGUAAUUAAGCUACACCAAUAAAUGGUUUUAUUUGUUAAUCUUGCUAUGGUUAGUCAGAUGCUGUUUAGGCUUUAAAUUAAGGUGGUUUUUAUAACCCAACUACAAACUCUUGUGUUAUUUCCUGCCCUUACGGUACUCAACCUGAUUAUACUACUUCCACUUGUCAUAGUGUUAAACCUGGUAAUAACGUUGCAUGCAGUACUGCUGUUGACUGCUCUAAGUGUGGCGCCACUCAAUAAAUACAAAAUUUAUUCACACCAGUUUCUGAAACAGAUUGCUAAAUGAUUGACUGUAGUUAAACUCCUCCAUCAUAUAAUGGCUAUGUUUGUAAAUCUUGCUAUCAAGUAUCAGGUGCUGCAGCUGCUUUAAAUAUUGGUAAUUUUUACGACCCAGGUACAAGUGCUUGUGUUGCUUCCUGCCCUUAAGGUACUCAGGCUGAUAAUACUAAUACUUGCUAAAUUGUUAAACCUGGCAAAAGUGUUAUAUGCGGUUAUAGUGGUAGCUGCUCUAGGUGUGGUGACACUCCAUAAAUAGCAAAUCUAUUCAAACCAGUUAAUAACUCAAAGUGUAAAAUGAUAGAUUGUAGCUAAACUCCUCCAUCAUAUAAUGGCUAUGUUUGUAAAUCUUGCUUUCAAGCAACAGGAGCUACAGAUGCUUUAAAUAUCGGUUAUUUUUAUGACCCAGGUACAAGUGCUUGUGUUGCUUCCUGCCCUUAAGGUAAUUAAAUUGAUUUUAAUAAUAAAUGCAAGCCAAUUCCUACUAAACCUGGUAAUAAUAUUUCAUGUGGCUCAGGUGGUAGCUGCUCUGGGUGUGGUGCCACUUCAUAAAUAGUAAAUUUAUUCACAACAGUUUCUUAGUCAAGUUGCAAAAUGAUAGACUGUAGUUAAACUCCUCCAUCAUAUAAUGCCUAUGUUUGUUAAUCUUGCUAUCAAGCAGCAGGUGCUAUAGCUGCUUUAAAUAUUGGUAAUUAUUACAACCCAGGUACACAUGCUUGUGUUACUUCCUGUCCUUAAGGUACUUAAGCUGAUAAUACUAAUACUUGCUAGCCAAUUCCUACUAAACCUGGUAAUAAUAUUUCAUGUGGCUUAAAUGGUAGCUGUUCUGGGUGUGGUACCACUCCAUAAAUAGUAAAUUUAUUCACACCUAUUUCUGGCUCAAAUUGCAAAGUCACAGAUUGUAGCUAAACUCCUACUUCAUACAGUAGUUAUGUAUGUUAAUCUUGUUAUUAAGUGACUGGUGCAAUUGCUGCUUUAAAUAUAGGUAAUUAUUACGACCCAGGAACAAAUGCUUGUGUUGCUGAAUGCCCUCAAGGUAAAGUUGCAGACAUUAAAAAAAAUUGUUAAAUUCCAUAAACUAUCAUUGGUAAAGAUGUCAGCUGUGGCACUGUUGCUUCGAAUGGAAAUGCUGCUAACUGCAAUCUUUGUGGAGAUAAUUCCAUAGUGUAAAACCUAUUCUCUUACGAUACAACAACAGCAGGUUAAAAUUGUUAAUUUAAAGAUUGUAGCACUAUCCCAAGUACUCUAAAUGGUUGGAUAUGCAACUCUUGUAAUGGUGUAGAAGGAUCUAAAAUUCCAGUUGGUUUAUACUUUGAUGGUAGUACUUGUGUUUCCACAUGUUCCACUGGAGUUGCUACAUCUUAGAGUAAUUGGACUUUUAACUUUUACAGUUUUGGAAUACUUAGAAAGUAUUAUAAUCAUGGCAAAAAGAGAAAGAGAGUUAAGAGUAAAAUAUACACUAUAGACAAUUUUAGAGAAAGGACUGGAACUAGAAUAGCUAUACAUUUAAUAGACAAUUACUUCAAAUCCAAACAUAGUUGA
Messenger RNA from Tetrahymena thermophila SB210, 1989 nucleotides. RefSeq names its product immobilization antigen. The transcript has 2 exons. NCBI's taxonomy places the organism in Eukaryota, Ciliophora, Oligohymenophorea, Hymenostomatida, Tetrahymenidae. The record is from RefSeq and is a predicted model, not a curated record.